This is a messenger RNA of Cololabis saira (Pacific saury), 2001 nucleotides long. RefSeq names its product glutamate-ammonia ligase (glutamine synthase) a (gene glula). Gene Ontology annotation, molecular function: glutamine synthetase activity. The coding region runs from base 169 to 1284 and encodes 371 amino acids. The record is from RefSeq and is a predicted model, not a curated record. NCBI's taxonomy places the organism in Eukaryota, Metazoa, Chordata, Actinopteri, Beloniformes, Belonidae. The transcript is spliced from 7 exons. Gene Ontology annotation, cellular component: cytoplasm.
ACGUCAUCGCUUCCUGCUCAUAUAAGCCCGGGUCGCGCAUCAGUGUCGCUACUGGAGAAUGAGAGAGACACAAGCGAAACACCACAGAACCAAACAUUGGACCAGUCAGUCCUCUAGUUUUCAUUUCCAUUUUCUUCUGUCUCCAGGUGUCUUAUAGUAGCAAAGAAGAUGGCCAUGUCCACCAGCGCCAGUUUGAGUAAAACUGUGAAACAGCAGUACAUGGGGCUCCCUCAGGGAGAUAAAGUCCAAGCCAUGUACAUUUGGAUUGAUGGUACCGGAGAGGGGCUCAGAUGCAAAACCAGGACUCUUGAUUUUGAACCCAAGAGCAUUGAAGAUCUCCCCGAGUGGAACUUCGACGGCUCCAGCACGUACCAGUCUGAGGGGUCCAACAGUGACAUGUAUCUGCUUCCUGCAGCCAUGUUCCGUGACCCAUUUCGUAAAGAUCCCAACAAACUGGUCCUGUGUGAAGUCCUGAAGUACAACCGCAAACCUGCCGAAACCAACCUUCGGAUCACAUGCAACAAGGUGAUGGAGAUGGUUGCAGAACAGCAUCCCUGGUUCGGCAUGGAGCAGGAGUACACCAUCCUGGGCACGGACGGACAUCCAUUUGGCUGGCCAUCUAAUGGUUUCCCUGGACCACAAGGUCCAUACUACUGUGGUGUUGGGGCUGACAAGGCCUAUGGUAGAGAUAUCGUGGAGGCCCAUUACAGGGCAUGUCUGUAUGCUGGAGUCAACAUCUGUGGCACUAAUGCAGAAGUGAUGCCCGCUCAGUGGGAGUUCCAGGUUGGACCUUGCGAAGGGACCAACAUGGGUGAUCACUUGUGGGCAGCGAGGUUCAUCCUGCACCGCGUCUGUGAAGAUUUUGGUGUUGUUGCAUCAUUUGACCCCAAGCCCAUCCCAGGCAACUGGAAUGGUGCAGGCUGCCACACAAACUUCAGCACAAAAGAGAUGAGGGAAGAUGGCGGACUGAAAGCCAUUGAAGAUUCCAUUGAGAAGCUUGGGAAGAGGCAUCGCUAUCACAUUCGUGCCUAUGAUCCCAAAGGGGGGCUCGACAACGCUCGCCGUCUCACUGGUCAUCAUGAAACUUCAAACAUCCAUGAAUUCUCUGCUGGCGUGGCCAACCGUGGUGCCAGCAUCCGCAUUCCUCGCACUGUUGGUCAAGAGAAGAGGGGCUACUUUGAAGACCGCCGUCCCUCAGCCAACUGCGACCCGUAUGCAGUGACCGAGGCUCUGAUCCGCACCUGCUUGCUGAAUGAAGAGGGUGAUGAACCAUCGGAUUACUAAAUGUUCAACAUUUGGACUGACCACACAGCCCCGCUGUCUCCCAACUUUAUAUUUUCUUUGAAAUAGUACUGUAUCUUUUUUUUUUUUCUCUCUUCCACUGAUGUGUUUUGGUUUUUUUUUUUAACCCACAUUUUUAAUGGCUUAAAGUUGGCUGGUCAACUUAAAAACAUGACAGUAAGGUACAUAUACAGCUAUUGGCUGAUAAUGUCAGCAUAUACGUCUUUAGGAGGGAUUAGCUUUUGUAACAGUUUUAUAGCCCAUAUCAUUUCCUUUUUGUCCUUCUUUUGUCUAUUGCUGACUAAAAUGAACUUAAGCACAAGGACACUACAGGGUAGGGCUGCUACGGCUGUACGACAUGUGUAACUUAAAACAAACUCGCUAGUUUAUGUACUGUUAAUUGUUGACCUUACUUUUAACUAUUGAGUCAUCAAUGUUACUAACGCUGUCAUUUUAUCAAGUGUCUAUUUUUAAAUGGCAAUGUUUGUCCCUGGAUUCUGAUACACGGGGUCCACUUGUAUGGUACACUUUGUAGAUGUCUGUACCCAGAUGUAAGUUGUUAUAAUGUGGAUCUGUCCAUUAUGCCAUUUGUAGAUUCCUCAAGGAGUUUUAUCCUUUUGUUAACUGAGAUAUUGUAAUGCACCUGAUCUGGUAGAACAUCCAAGUUGACUAAACUUGGUGUUUUUAUUGAUACAUUUAAAACUUUUAUUUUUAUCACAA